AUGUCCAGAACGAUCCUCUGGGAAACCAGCUUUGACCCGAGUGUGCUUCAAGCGGGUCGAGAGGCAACCCAGCCCCUACCGACCAAAUCUUGCACUUCAUACUAUGGCGCUCAUUCCAGCGAGCGAAGGCUCAUUUCUGCUGUCCCAAGUUCUGACCGCAAGACAGGGAAACGCCUGGUCCAUCUUGGGCGCGGACGGACCAGUUCAGCUUCUGGCAAAUACCGCUUUAGGCGUGUGGUCCAUGUUUCCCAGCGGCCCUGGUUCGGAUACGCAGGGCCCUCCCGUGUGCGGCCCCAGGGCUCCGAGUCCGGGUCCGCCGGAACCGCUGCGGCCUCCCCCUUCCCGGCCCCGGGGCCUCUGCCCUGCCCGCAGGAACCCGCCGAAGGCCACCCCGAAGGGGCCGGCAGCUCCGGGCGCCUCCCGCGUCGAGCAGCCGGGCCUGGCCCGCGGGCAGCUCUCCGGUUCCUCGGCGGCCGAGAUGCGGCGGCCCCUUGCUCCGCGGAGCGGGGAGAGAGGAGGGCAGGCCAGCCGGGCGCGCCCCUCCCGCCGCAGCCCCGAGCCGGGCCGGGCCGCCCGCCGCAGGCACCUGCCGCUGGCGCUGCGCGGCCUUCCCGGGCGCGCUCUGAGCCGCCGCCGGGCCGGGCCCGCUUACGCCGCUUCCGGUGCUGCAGCGGGAGCCGCGGCGGCGGCGGCGGCGGCGUCCCCCAGAUGGCCCGGCCGGAGGCGGCGGGGCUGGAGCUGCGAGGCUGCGCGCGGGCGGCGGGGCCGCGGGCGCUGCUGCCGCGGCUGCUGCUGCUGGGCGUGGCGCUGGGCUGCUCGGCGCCGGGCCCGCGCGGCGUGCAGGAGCAGGCGUACUCGGCGGCGGUGGUGCUGGAGGGCCGCGUGCAGGCGCUGGCCGGCCCCGGCAACGGCAGCGCGGAGGCGGCGGCGGCGGCGGGGCCCGCGGGCGGCCUGCUGGUGAAGGUGCUGGACCUGUGGCCGCUGCACAGCGGCGGGCUGCGGCGGGAGCAGCUCAUCCGCGUGGGCGCGCCGCCGGCGCCCUGCUUCCGCGCCCAGCGCAACCGCCGCUACAUCUUCUUCCUGGAGCCCACCGAGCAGCCGCUGGUCUUCGCGCCCGCCUUCGCGCCCCUCGACGCCGCCGCCGCCGCCGGCAAGAGCCUCAAGAAGGACGUGGCCCGCAUCCUCUGCGCCGACUGCCCUGCCCCCCCGAAACUAAAGAAACUGAAGAGCCUCAGUGUGGAAGUGGGGGCCAAGAUUUCUUUGAAAUGCGAGGCCAGUGCCGGGAACCCCCAGCCCUCCUACAAAUGGUUCAAAGACGGCAGAGAGGUGAAAAAGAGCAAAGAUGUCCGGAUCAAAUAUGGAAAUGGAAAAAAAAAUUCCAGAUUGCAGUUGAAUAGAGUGAGAGUAGAAGAUGCAGGAGAAUAUAGCUGUGAAGCCGAGAAUGUGCUGGGCAGAGACACCGUCAAGGGCACCAUCAGUGUGAAAAGUGUAAGUACAACUCUGUCCUCUGGGCCUGGACAUACGAGACAAUGCAACGAAACUGUCAAGUCCUAUUGCGUCAACGGGGGAGUGUGCUACUACAUCGAGGGCAUCAAUCAGCUGUCCUGCAGGUGUCCGAACGAAUUCACAGGGGACCAGUGUCAGAACUUCGCAAUGGCCAGCUUCUCCAAGCAUAUUGGAUUAGAAUUAAAGGAAGCUGAGGAGCUGUAUCAGAAGAGAGUUCUAACCAUUACCGGGAUUUGUGUUGCAUUGCUUGUUGUGGGAAUAGUGUGUGUGGUCGCUUACUGUAAAACCAAAAAACAGAGGAAUCAAAUGCAUAAUCAUUUGAGGCAAAAUAUGUGUCCAGCUCAUCAGAACAGGAAUCUUGCAAACGGACCCAGUCACCCCCGGCUAGACCCCGAGGAAAUUCAGAUGGCUGAUUAUAUGUCUAAAAACGUCCCAGUGACCGAGCACGUCAUACGAAGGGAAACAGAGACCACCUUUUCAGGGAGCCAUUCCUGCUCACCGUCACAUCGCUGCUCCACAGGGACGCCGACUUCAAGCCAAAGACACGGAAGCCACACUUGGAGCAUGGAACGGACAGAAAGCCUGACUUCAGACUGCCAGUCCGGGAUCAUGUUGUCUUCAGUGGGAACCAGCAAAUGCAACAGCCCAGCCUGUGUGGAGGCUCGCGCUCGGCGGGAAGCGACGUUCUGCGUUGAGGACCAGCGGGGGCCGAUGACCCAGUACCGAGACUCCGUGGAUUCCCUUCGAGACUCACCGCACAGCGAGAGGUACGUGUCUGCCUUGACCACCCCAGCUCGCCUGUCUCCUGUGGACUUCCACUGUUCCCCAUCAGCCCACAUGCCCACCUUUGAGAUCACCUCCCCGAACUCGGCUCAUGCAGCCUCCUUACCCCCUGCAGCAUCCAUCAGCUUCCAGGUGGAAGACCAGCAGCCUUUGCUCAGAAGGUACCAAGUCCCUUUCCAAGAAAUGCAGAGAUACGAUAGUUACUACCAAAGAAGCAGCUACCUAAACGAGAGCACGGGCAGCUUGCCGUCCAGCCCCUUCCGCAUCACAGAGGAUGACGAGUACGAGACAACGCAAGAGUACAUCACCGCACUAGAGCAUCCAAAGAGAAUAGGCAGCAGCAACAGGCGGUGGAGAAAGUCAAAACUCAAUGGACACCUGUCGCACAGGGGCAAAAUGCUCAGAGACUCCUUCUCAGUGAGCAGCGCAUCUUACAGCGAAUCUGAUGAGGAGCUGGUGGCGGAGAGCACCCCUUUCUUAAGCAUUCGGAACAUGGAAGCGAUGGACACAGACUCACCCCCCCUGUAUCGUCCGGCAGAGAGCAGGACUUACUAUUCCUUCGACAGAUGCAGCACACAGGGAGACAGCCGGCUAUCACACCCCACCAGGUCCAGCCAAGACUCAGCACCACCUUAGACGUCCCGUGGACGCUUCCUCGUAGCCCCUCCCAUGAACACGCCAGAGCCCAGGAGGACAAAACUAACAGAAAAGACAAAUUUUUAUUUUCUAUAAAAGAGGAAAAAAUAUAACAAAUGAAAUGUUUUAUUUUCAUUUUAGCAAUGGUGUCUUAUAAUAGC
Molecule: messenger RNA, 3086 nt
Organism: Eublepharis macularius
Lineage: Eukaryota; Metazoa; Chordata; Lepidosauria; Squamata; Eublepharidae
Gene: NRG2
Product: neuregulin 2
Exons: 12
Coding region: 1-2925 (974 amino acids)
Biological process (GO): nervous system development; intracellular signal transduction; animal organ development
Molecular function (GO): signaling receptor binding
Source: RefSeq, a predicted model, not a curated record